CAUGUGACGAUCACCUGACGCCAGGCGGAAGCUCCGCGGAAGCAGUCAGCUAAAACAACAACGACUUAUCAAAUUCACUUGAAUUUUUGAGUAUCUGAACAUCGUUAAUUAUGGAAUCCACUCUGGAACAGCACCUGGAUGAUACUAUGAAGAACCCCGCGGUUGUUGGUGUGCUGUGCACGGAUCAUCAAGGACACAGUCUGGGCUGCCGCGGCUCGCUGACUGAUGAUCAUAGCGGUGUUGUGUCAGUUCUGGCCAAACAAGCUGCAGCUCUCACCAGAGACCCGACUGACACUCCAACUGUGUGUUUGGAGUCUGAGUUAGGAAACAUUCUGGUGAGGAGUCACGGUACCGUCACAGUAGCGGUUCACAAGAUAGCAUCUUGAAGAAGUUGCUCACUGGGCACUUUUAUUAUAAAGAUUUGUAAAUGUACAUCACUAUAAUCACACAAUCUAAAUGAACAGUUGGAAAGAGAAAUCUGGGGGUUUCCCCAGUGGUUUGCUGUGUUUUCUGUAUUUUCAGGUCAUAUUUAAACUAGACAAUGAUUUCUAAUAUUCUAACAGCUACUGAGAGGAGUCAAAAGCCUUUUUUUUUUUAAGUACCAAUCAAUUAGUACUACUAUUUUAUUGAUGCUGUGCAUAGAACAGAUCCAAUAUGAUGUUCAUUUUCUGUGUGUGUGUCUCUCCCUGGGCUCCCCUCUCUCUGUGAACGUGUAUAUCCUGUAAUCCAUCCAGGACACUCAUACACAGAGCAACAUCUCUUAAUAAAGUUUAACUUGACUUUA
Messenger RNA from Solea solea (common sole), 784 nucleotides. RefSeq names its product late endosomal/lysosomal adaptor, MAPK and MTOR activator 5 (gene lamtor5). The record is from RefSeq and is a predicted model, not a curated record. Lineage: Eukaryota; Metazoa; Chordata; Actinopteri; Pleuronectiformes; Soleidae. Gene Ontology annotation, cellular component: cytoplasm; lysosome; Ragulator complex. Gene Ontology annotation, biological process: cellular response to amino acid stimulus; positive regulation of TORC1 signaling. The transcript has 4 exons. Gene Ontology annotation, molecular function: guanyl-nucleotide exchange factor activity. The coding region runs from base 111 to 386 and encodes 91 amino acids.